AUGAAGAAUCUUAGAAAUCAAUCUCCGAUAACUGAAUUAAUUGAAAAUACAGUCUCACAUAUUCCAAAGUUUUUCUGGAAUUCUAGUGAAGGCAAAAAUUUGAAACUUUUAGAAUGUGAAGAGGAAGGUCAGAGGCUCAUUUUCCCAAAAUUUCAAUUUUUUCCAGUGGAAAAUAACAACAUGAAGAGUCUUGGAAAUCAACCUCCAAUAACUGAAUUAAUUGAAAAUACAGUCUCACACAUUCCAAAGUUUUCCUGGAAAACUAGUGAACGCAAAAAUUUGAAACUUCUUGCAUCUGAAGAGUAGAAGGGUUAAAGGCUC
Messenger RNA from Ceutorhynchus assimilis (cabbage seed weevil), 321 nucleotides. The record is from the annotation of a GenBank genome assembly. Lineage: Eukaryota; Metazoa; Arthropoda; Insecta; Coleoptera; Curculionidae.